This is a messenger RNA of Mercurialis annua (annual mercury), 2291 nucleotides long. RefSeq names its product phragmoplastin DRP1E. Gene Ontology annotation, cellular component: membrane; cytoplasm; microtubule. The coding region runs from base 308 to 2164 and encodes 618 amino acids. The record is from RefSeq and is a predicted model, not a curated record. Gene Ontology annotation, molecular function: microtubule binding; GTPase activity; GTP binding. NCBI's taxonomy places the organism in Eukaryota, Viridiplantae, Streptophyta, Magnoliopsida, Malpighiales, Euphorbiaceae. The transcript is spliced from 15 exons.
CGAUGAUUGUCGUUUUGCUUUGUACUAAAAAAGAAAAAAGACGGGUCCUUUGAAGAUUCAAAUUUCAAAUUUCAACAAGAAUAGGAGGAAUAUUCCAAACAUAUUUCGUCACACUUUAAAAGCCAUCCAUCCAUUUACUUUCUUUCCGUUGAGUUGGACAAAAUCUGUAAUCCACCGCCCGUGACGUUUCUGGAAAACACAGGCAGCUAAGCUUAUAAUUCCCAUUUGAAACUUCAGCUCUACCACUUGUCAAUAUAUUGUCGUGUUUUGGAAGCUUGUUUGCAAACUGUUUUGAGUUUGAGUGAAGAUGACGACUAUGGAGAGCUUGAUAGGGUUGGUCAACAGGAUACAGAGAGCUUGCACUGUCCUUGGAGACUACGGUGGCUCUGAUAAUGCUUUCUCUUCUCUUUGGGAAGCUCUUCCCUCUGUUGCCGUCGUCGGUGGCCAGAGUUCAGGAAAAUCAUCUGUGCUGGAGAGCAUCGUAGGGCGGGACUUUCUCCCUAGAGGAUCAGGAAUUGUAACUAGAAGACCUUUGGUCUUGCAGCUUCAUAAGACUGACCAUGGUUCCCCAGAGUAUGCCGAGUUUCUUCACCUUCCUAACCGACGUUUCACUGAUUUUUCCAUGGUUCGCAGCGAAAUUCAGGAGGAAACUGAUAGAAUCACUGGCAAAACCAAACAGAUCUCUCCUGUUCCUAUUCAUCUCAGCAUCUACUCUCCAAAUGUUGUCAACUUAACCUUGAUUGAUUUACCUGGCUUGACAAAAGUUGCUGUUGAGGGACAGCCAGAGAGCGUUGUUCAGGAAAUUGAGAGUAUGGUUCGUUCUUAUGUCGAGAAGCCAAAUUGUAUCAUACUCGCCAUCUCCCCAGCUAAUCAAGAUAUAGCCACGUCCGAUGCCAUCAAACUUUCUAGGGAAGUGGAUCCCUCAGGUGAACGGACAUUUGGAGUGCUGACGAAGCUUGAUUUGAUGGACAAAGGAACUAAUGCGUUAGAUGUACUUGAAGGAAAAUCUUAUCGGCUGCAACAUCAGUGGGUUGGAAUUGUCAACCGCUCACAGGCGGAUAUCAACAAAAAUGUUGAUAUGAUUGUUGCAAGGCGCAAGGAACGCGAGUACUUUGCCACAAGUCCUGACUAUGGGCACUUAGCCAACAAAAUGGGUUCAGAGUAUCUUGCAAAACUUCUCUCAAAGCAUUUAGAAUCUGUUAUUAGGGCUCGAAUACCAAGUAUCACGUCUUUGAUAAAUAAAAGCAUUGAGGAACUUGAAUCAGAGAUGGACCAUCUGGGUAGGCCUGUUGCUCUUGAUGCUGGGGCUCAAUUAUACACUAUCUUGGAACUUUGCCGUGCAUUUGACAAGAUAUUCAAAGAGCACCUGGAUGGAGGGCGACCUGGAGGUGAUCGCAUUUAUGGAGUCUUUGACAAUCAGCUCCCUGCUGCUCUAAGGAAGCUUCCAUUUGAUCGACACCUUUCUCUUCAGAAUGUAAGGAGAGUGGUUUCCGAGGCAGAUGGUUAUCAGCCACAUCUGAUUGCCCCAGAACAGGGCUACAGGCGUCUUAUUGAGGGGUCAUUGAAUUAUUUUCGGGGCCCAGCUGAAGCUUCUGUGGAUGCUGUUCAUUUUGUCUUGAAAGAGCUUGUGAGAAAAUCCAUUGGGGAAACACAGGAAUUAAGGCGUUUCCCUACUCUACAAGCUGACAUUGCUGCUGCAGCAAAUGAGGCUUUAGAGAGGUUCCGUGAUGAUAGCAAGAAAACUGUUGUUCGAUUGGUGGACAUGGAAGCUUCGUAUCUAACUGUGGAAUUCUUUCGGAGGCUUCCUCAGGAAGUGGAGAAAGUAGGAAAUCCAGGUUCAGGUCCAGCAUCCGCAGCUGUGGACCGAUAUUCUGAGGGGCACUUUAGGAGGAUUGGGUCAAAUGUGUCUUCUUACAUUGGCAUGGUCUCUGAGACACUGAAGAACACCAUUCCUAAAGCUGUGGUCUAUUGUCAAGUUAGAGAGGCGAAACAAUCACUGCUAAAUUACUUCUAUGCUCAAAUAGGGAAAAGAGAGGGUAAGCAGCUCUCACAGCUGUUGGAUGAAGACCCUACAUUGAUGGAGAGAAGACAAGAAUGUGCAAAAAGGCUUGAAUUAUACAAGUCGGCGAGGGACGAGAUUGAUUCUGUAUCAUGGGCUCGAUAAGCUAUGAUAGGGAUGAGAUUGUUUUGUUGUACUUGUAGUGUUCGAUUCCUCUGUGAUAUGUUUGUAAUUUAUGAUGGUUUGCUUGUAGGCUUUCUUGUAUAAUAUAAUGUAGUAGAGUGCUCCACCA